This is a messenger RNA of Oncorhynchus kisutch (coho salmon), 13520 nucleotides long. RefSeq names its product serine/threonine-protein kinase WNK2. Gene Ontology annotation, molecular function: ATP binding; protein serine/threonine kinase activity. Lineage: Eukaryota; Metazoa; Chordata; Actinopteri; Salmoniformes; Salmonidae. Gene Ontology annotation, biological process: protein phosphorylation. The transcript is spliced from 31 exons. Bases 470 to 9256 code for a protein of 2928 amino acids. The record is from RefSeq and is a predicted model, not a curated record.
AGGAGGUCCAGUCGUUACUAGGGGCGUGGAAUCAAUGUGUAAAAAGGGGACCUCGCAGUUGCAUACAUUGUGCGAUGCGAAACGUUGGCGAGCUAUUAACGUUGUCAAUUUAAUGCUGAGAAUAUUCACCUGGACAUUCAAUCAACAUUACGUUGAAGACUCAUCGCCUCUGAAAGCCGUAUGAGACACUCGCUCCGGUAACCUGCAGAAAGCUCCCACCACAUCGGAUGAGACCGCCUGCAUAGCCGCUAGUCAUUUGGCGGCAACAGGGCUAUAUAAGACGUAGGCGAGGGAUGCAAGAUUGGAUGUGCAGACUGACAUCGUUCCUGUCAUACCCCCAUGCUGAAGAAUUGCGUAACCGAGCUGCAGGUCUGCUGCAGGUCUUCCGUCCCCACUCCGCCUUAGUGUCCGGAACAACCAUAUGGCUGUCAUCAUCUAGUAACGUCAGUGACUCAAAAGUGAAAUUGCCAUGGAAUCGGGUACCGAGCACGAUGGAUUUAAAUAUCCAUCUGUUCCCAAUUCACAAUGUGAUCUCAGCAUAAAUAUUUAUGAGACCAUCAGCGACAGAAACGUCAAUAAUAUGGGCACUUCGACAGUCGUGAGAGGUGGGAGCGACCCAAGUUCGUAUCCUCCAUCGAAUUAUCAGCUGAUCGUACGUCAAAGAUUCAUCAGGAGAAGUUUGUGGUUCUCGGACUCGGAUGAACAGGCUUUUGAGGUGCCAGAAUGUGACAACAGCAGUAAAAUCCUCAACAUAAACCUGCGCACGAUAGUUGACAGGACACUGGGGGCUUGGACAGGGCCACAGGAGGGCUCCAGCACCGAGAGUCAAGGGGGGCAGAAAGACAGCGCCACAGAGAGUGCCAGUGCUGAUGAGAAGGAGAAAGCUGGGGAUACAUUGACCGUUGCAUCCACCGAGAGCAGUAAAAAUGCUAUCAGAAGUGCCAGCGACGAGAACGAGGAAGAGGCCGAAAUGAAAGCUGUUUCCACAUCCCCUGGGGGACGGUUUCUCAAGUUUGAUAUUGAGCUCGGGAGAGGGUCCUUCAAGACUGUCUAUAAAGGUCUGGAUACCGACACAUGGGUGGAAGUUGCCUGGUGUGAACUUCAGGACCGUAAGCUGACCAAAGUAGAGCGUCAGCGGUUUAAGGAGGAGGCAGAGAUGCUGAAGGGGCUGCAGCACCCCAACAUUGUCCGCUUCUACGACUUUUGGGAGUCACCCCUCAAAGGGAAGAAAUGCAUCGUCCUGGUAACGGAGCUCAUGACAUCAGGCACGCUCAAAACAUAUCUGAAGCGCUUCAAGGUAAUGAAGCCCAAGGUUCUGAGGAGCUGGUGUAGGCAGAUCCUGAAGGGUCUUCACUUCCUCCACACCAGAGCCCCUCCCAUCAUCCACAGAGACCUAAAGUGUGACAACAUCUUCAUCACGGGCCCCACCGGCUCCGUCAAGAUAGGAGACCUGGGGUUGGCCACGCUCAAGAGGGCCUCCUUCGCCAAGAGUGUCAUAGGCACCCCAGAGUUCAUGGCCCCAGAGAUGUAUGAGGAGCACUAUGAUGAGUCAGUGGAUGUCUAUGCCUUUGGGAUGUGCAUGUUGGAGAUGGCCACCUCAGAGUACCCGUACUCGGAGUGCCAGAACGCUGCACAGAUCUACCGCAAAGUCACCAGCGGGGUGAAGCCUGCCAGCUACAACAAGGUUGUGGAUCCUGAAAUCAAGGAGAUUAUUGGCGAGUGCAUCUGCCAGAAGAAAGAGGAGCGGUACUCCAUAAAGGACCUGCUGGACCACGCCUUCUUUGCGGAGGACACAGGGGUGCGGGUGGAGCUGGCCGAGGAGGAUGAUGGGAAGAAGGCGGCCAUCGCCCUGAAGCUGUGGGUGGAAGACCCAAAGAAGCUGAAGGGAAAAUACAAGGAGAGUGGAGCCAUUGAGUUUACCUUUGAACUGGAAAAAGAGAGCUCGGAGGGCGUGGCCCUAGAGAUGGUAGAAUCAGGGUUCUUCCAUGAGAGUGAUGCUAAGAUCGUGGGGAAGUCGAUCCGGGACCGCGUAGCACUUAUUAAAUGGAGGCGGGAGAGGACUGUGUCGGCCCUACCCCCAGUGAACCAGGGAGAGGCAGGACUCAGGGCCCAUGCCACCCUAGCCCAGGGGACCUCUGCUGGGGCUACACAGGCAGGACAGCCCCCUUUGAUUGAGCCCAACGAGCCAGAAGCAGACCAGCACGACAGGCUAUGUAACCUUCCGGCCAGCGCAACCUCUGUCACAUCAGACAGUACCUUUGACAGCGGCCUGGGCUCCACUGUGUUUUCUGACUCCCACAGCAGCCAGCACAAUGUCCUCUACCAGUCCCAAGUGGAACCCAUCACCAUGGCAACACAGCAGCGUCAGUGUUUGGCUUCAGCACGUCCCCGAUCCUGUGAAAGGGGCGAGGGGUGGAAAGCAGCCCUGGGGCCAGAGUUCCGAGUGUGUGCAGGGACACGGAGAGGGAGUGCCUCGGUCAUUGACACUCUUAGAGGCAACAACGACAUCCCUCUUCAUAUGCUCCUGCAACCUAUUACCUCUGGGUCCUGCAGCCAACAGAGAGCUUCCAGUCCCUCCUCCACAUCACCAGACGACCAGUCAGAGAGCAGCCCCUCUGAGUCCCGCUCUGAGGCCGAGGAUGGCUUCCCUUCCCCGAGUGCAUUUCCUGCCCCCAUCCUCCUGGCCCCCCCAUCCCCCACAUACUCUGAGGCCCGACGUCAUAGUGACUCUUCUAUAGAAUCUCCGACAUUGGAAGCCACCAAUGGAAGUAGGUUGAAGUCUGUGUCAGUGGAGGCAGCAGUGGGGCGGAGGCACUCGGACCUUAGCACGCUGCAGAGCCUAAACUCUGCCCUUCAACACCACCAUCAUCAUCACCAAGGCGCACCCAGAAACCACCUGUGCCAAGCCUGCCUCUCUCUGCUGCUGCUGAAGUCACGAGAAGGGGGGCACAAGAAGCACACUGCUUUUCCCUUUCCACCACACCCCUGUGCUUGCCCCCACCGGUACCACCACUUCUCCAGUGGGAUGACGACAACUGCAGGGUCAGGAGGGAUGAAAGGUCCAAGUCAUACAGGAAGUGACUUCUCUGACCUCUCCUUAUUACAAAAGAACCUGAUGAACAUCAUCAGCCGUAAAACCACCCCAUCCAACCAGGGCCAAGCCUCCCUCCUCCACCUGCGUACAGCCCAACAGCCUGUACGGAGCUAUGGGGAUGGUAGUCUGAAGUUAACCCAGAGAGGCUGCUUCAGUGUUGACCACACAGCACCCCCUCUAGCCAGGCCCAUACAGGACCACCAGGCCAGCUACUGUGCUGGGGAGCACCGAGCCACCGGGCCUCCGGGAGUGCCCAGUGCUGUGCAUGCAUUGCUCCAGAACCAGUCAUCUCUCCAGGGCCAGCCUGCCUCUGCCCCAGCCCUGCACACGCACCUGCAGUACCUCCAGCCUGGCCACAGCUAUCUCGCCAGUCCCCUGGCAGCCCAACAGACACCUACCGCAGCAGGCUACUCAGCUGCAGCUCUACAACACACCCCAGCCUCGACAACUUACACAGCAUCAAACAUUCCUCUGCAACAUAACAAUACUGGACAUAGCUACCCAGCUCCAGCUCUGCAAAAGACAGCAACAGCAGCAAGUCAUUCAACUGCAAAUGUACCACUUCAACAGCCUGCAGCAAGCAUUUCAGCAGCUACCCUGCCCCUGCAACAGCCACACACUGCAGCAAGCUACACUGCAGCAACUAUGCCAAUCCAACAGACACCAACUCCACAGAACUACAGUGCCCCAACUCAGCAACAAAUGACUCAAACUGCUGCAAGCUACCCAGCUCCAAUUCUGCAACAGACCCCAACAGCAGCAAGCUUCUCAGCAGCAGUAGCCAUGCCUGUCCAACAUACUGUAUUGGCAGCUAGCAUAGGAACUGCAACAAUACCCUCACAACCAGCUGCACAGAGAUACCCAGCUCCAGUGGAGCAUCUGCAACAUCUCGCUCCCCCACAGAGCUAUGCAUCUGUAGCCCCAACUGUGGUCCACACCGUACCUAUACCCAGUCUCCCUACUCAGGAUCCCAGUGUCGCAACACAGCCUCUAGCUGCUGCUGUGCUUCCCCCAGUCCAGCCUUGCCCAGCGCCACACAGCCUCCCAGCCACAGCCAUGCCUCCCAGUCUGCAGCCAGGCCAGUCUAGUCCCAUGCAUCACAGCCAACAGACUGUGCCGGUGUCCAUUCAACAGCAACAUAGCCAGCCAAUGCCCCAGCCCUCAGUACAACACCGCCAACAGCCUGUUCAGGCCCCCAUUCAGCAGCACAACCAGCAAACUGUGCAGGUCCCCCUACCCAAACACAGCCAGACAAUGGCCCAGCCCACUGUCCAACAGGCUCCAGUCGUCCAGAGCUAUCAGUCACCUGCCCAUACUGUGCAGCAAGCUUCAACCCUCCAGAGUUACCCCAACGCUGCACCCCUAAUGGGGCAACCGAACACUGCUUCACAGAGCUACACACCCACAGCCCCACACAUAAAACAACAGGCUGCACCGGUACAAGGCUACACGCCAACGAAACCCAGUGUGAUGGGUCAGGCCUGUCCAUCUGCUCCACAGCAGGCUGCAGCCCCUAAGACCUACCCAGUGGCCCCCAUAGUGCAACAACAGACUGGGACUGCCACUCCACAGCACAGCCAGGCCCAGGCAGCUACACUACCACUAGUCCAACAGAACCAACCCUAUGUCUUCAACGCAGUUUUCCUGAACCAGAAUUUUCCUGCUGCUCAAAGCCUUUCCCAGCACCACCAAUCAUCAUCUAGUCUGCCUUCCCAGGCAUCGCCUCCUCAGCAGCUAUUGGCUCAGGCCUCUGUCCCUCAGCAGCUGCAGCCACUGCAGAUCUCCACCUCUCUGCCACCAACACACCUUUCCCAGUUUUCCUCACCGUAUCUCAACAUUCAAGUGGUGACCUCUCUGACUGGAUGUGACACCUACACUCACCCCUGCCCUGUUCCCCAGUCCUACCCCUCCUCUCUGCCCCCUCUCUACCUCUCCCCAGGCCAGCCUGCCACUCUGCCCCCCUCUGUCUCGUCCCUUGCCCCCUUGCAUAUAGAGAAUGCUCUGGCGCCCCCCACCUCUGUGCCCCCGAUAUCCUCACACACACCCCUGCUGGCCAUGACAGCACCCACACUGCCACAGCAUCAGCAGAUGUACCCCGCUGCUCUGCAAAAGAGUGUUAUGACACACACACACCCUCACACACAGCUCCCCACUCUCACACACCCGGUUCACUCACACCUUGCCUCACUGCCUGGACAACAGAACACACAACCGCAGAAUACACACCAUGUGCACCCAAACCCUUUUCAACACGUCACACACCCCACAUACUCACACCCUGCUGCUGCACCUGAACUUGCUCUGCCGAGCUUUCUGCCCUUAAGACAGCAGGUCAUGCAGCAGGCCAAGGCCCAGCUUCCAGAUGCCAUCCCCUUUGCACAGCCUAAUCAGCCUUCCCAGCCUGCAGUUUUCUCCCCUCCAAUACAGACUGUGUCGGACCCUGGCACAGGUACUGCCGCAACCCAGCUUGACCUCAACCAGAACCCCAGCCAAACCCAGUCCCAGCAUCAGGCCCAAGGCCAGAGCCAACCACAGGCUCCAGCUCUACUACCCCCUGACUCCCAGACAGCAGCCCCUUGGCCUGCAAGCACCAGCCUGACUCAGCAGAACCAGGCCAGUGCCAGCAGAUACUCAGGGACCACACUCACCUCGGGACAGGCUCAAACAGAGUCCAAUCUGGAGGAUCCUGGUACAGAGAAGCAGGCUUCAGGGGCCAGCUACUCCUACGACAGUGUGAACUCCGACGCCACCUCAGGGAAGGAGAUGAGCGACGGUAACGAGGGGACGCACGGAUCAGGGAAGGGCGAGGGGAAGGUCCGGAAACACCACCGCCGCUCCACGCGCACCCGCUCACGCCAGGACAAGAUCAACAAGCCCAAACUCAGCAUGCUCAAUGUGUGUUAUACAGGGGAUAAGAUGGUGGAGUGUCAGCUGGAGACACACAACCACAAGAUGGUUACCUUCAAGUUCGACCUGGAUGGAGAUGCACCUGAGGAGAUAGCCACUUACAUGGUGGAGAAUGACUUCAUCCUGCUCCUGGAGAAGGAGAUGUUUAUAGAGCAGUUAAAGGAUAUUGUGGACAAGGCUGAGGACAUGCUGAGUGAGGACACGGAGGGGGAAAGGAUUUCUGACCACGUGGGCAGUCCCCAGCAGAGCCACGGAGCAGUCAUACUGGGGGGAGAGGGUACAAAGACGGCUACACCUAAUUCACCACAACUUGUGUACCAGCAGAACGUCCUCCACACUGGGAAGCGCUGGUUCAUCAUCUGCCCCGUGGCCGAGACGCCCACGCCAGACAGAGAGAGGACUUUAUCAGACACCUCUACAACCAAGGAGGCUCCUGUCACAUCAUUGUCUAGGUCCAGUUGCAGUACUACUCCGCCAGUGUCUGCCCCAACUCCUGUUCUUGCCCUGACCACCACACCCCCUACUCCAGGCCCCUCUGCACCUCAAAGCUCUGCCCAGUCUCAGGACACCAACGUAGGCAAGGCCAGAGUUCAGCAGCCCCAGGCCUCUGGAACCAAACCCUCCAGCACCCGUGCUACGACUGCUGCCAUGGGCCGCCACGACUCUCUUUCAGGCAGCGAACCCUGCAUCUCCAUGGUAACAGACAUCCCAUGCUGCCCCAUCGUCCCACCUGUGUCCCUGGAUGUGAAUGGGGCGGGACAUAAAGGGGUGAGUGGCACUUCCUCAUGUCUACCCAAUCAGGAGGCCAGCCUUUCAGGAGACCCUCCCCUGGACUCCCACCAGCCAGUGGUCCUGCAGCAGCCCUAUGCCAUGCCAAGCAUGGUGGGUGGAGGAUGUGGAGCCAGAACACCAUCACAGCCCCAGAGUCCUGCCCACCAGGCGUCCCAGCAGCAGGAUGGACCUGGGGGGUCUGGGAGUGGAGGUGGUUGCGGCCUGGGGGAGUCUGAUGGAGAGGGCCCGCCCAGGGUGGAGUUUGUGGACCGUACCAUCAAGACUCUGGAUGAGAAGCUGAGGAACCUGCUGUACCAGGAGUAUGCCCAAUCUACUCCCUCCAGCACCGCCUCCGACCUCCAGGGCUCCAACACAGAGGGGAUCAGCUCUCCCCCUGUCUCUGACUGCCAGACCACCUCUGGGGGAGGGCUCUCCAGGAAGGGAGAGGUGCUGGUAAAGAUGCACUGUGUGUCUGUGUCCGCCAGAUAUUCGGAUUGGGGCAGCAGCAGCGUUUUAUCUGAUGGAGGGCCUCAGAUUCCUGAGCGUACUGAUAGUUUGGGUACACUGAGUGACUCUGCAGGAUUGUUGAACAGGAGAGACUUUGUGGGCAGUUCCAGUUCCUAUGUCUCCAAGAGCCGCUUUCAGAUCAUCCCCACUCCUCUGGACGUCAUCCGUCGUUUAGAGAAGGGCAGAAGUCGCAGUUCCCCGGCUCCCUCUAGUGGUUCGGGGGGCUCUCGCGCCGCAGACGAGGGGGGCAGCCCACGAGACCAGGGGUGUAUGGUCGUGGGUAGGUUCUCAGUGAUUACCGCUGAAGAGGGUGCGGAAAACGCCCCCAAACCCCCCUGUAGUAACCGCUACUCAGCCCCCCCAGACUUGUACCAGGACACCACCGCCUCUAGCCCCAACGCCACCCCCAGCCUGCUCCCACGUGCCCACACUGCUGACGCUGCCACCAACCACUCCUUUCACUUCGACUCUGACUCGGGGGAGGAGGACACCAGCAGUUUAGCCCCUCCCCUUGCCCACCACAAGUCUCCGGCUCAUGCCCUCCCGGAACACAGCGGAAGUGACCUCAUGAAGAGGGCGGUGGCCUUCCUGCGCCGCACUGGCCGCAGCAGUGUGCAGAGUUCUGAUUCGCCGAGCCGGCAAUCCGUGGUAGCGAAUGGCCACACCGUCCUGCCGCCUGGACCCGGCCAUGUAUCAUACGUCAGCAGUGACAACGACUCUGAGUUUGAGGAUGCGGACAUGAGGAAGGAGCUGCAGAGGCUGAGGGAGAAACACAUGAAGGAGAUCUCUGAGCUGCAGGCGUUCCAGAGGAGUGAGAUAGAGCGUCUGUAUAAAGAGCUGGGGAAAGCCCUGCCGCCUGGUGUAGGCCUGUUGCACGCUGCUCCCCCUAGUGGCCGCAGACGCAAGGUCAGCAAACACAAGCUGAAGGCAGGCAAGCUGCUCAACCCCAUGGUGCAGCAGCUGAAAAACAACCUGAAUACCACCACCACCACCGGUGAGAGCGCACCGAGCUCGUCUGGCUCUCCAGCUAAGAGCUCCAUUGUGUCUGACGGCUCGGCCCGCUCCAGUGGCAGUAGCAGUACCAGUGGCACUCGGCCCGGCAAGGCCCCAGAACCUGUCCAGACCCAGCAGCCCUGCUCUCUCAAGGGCUCGUUCUCUUCUGACAACAUCUACGGUGGAGACAUGGCCACACACGUAGGCCCAGGGCAAGGCUGGACGGUAUACCACCAAACGUCAGAGAGAGUGACCUAUAAAUCUAGUAGCAAACCACGUGCUAGAUUCCUCAGUGGACCCGUGUCUCUGUCCAUCUGGUCCACACUGAAACGACUAUGUCUAGGCAAAGAGCGCAGUAGUAGGUCUUCUCACGGCGCCAGUGCGACUCAGACGGCAUCCAAUCAGCAACAGCCAGCAGCUGUCCCCAAUCCUUUGCCAUCUCCUCAACCAAUGACGGUGCUAGCUCAGGCCCAGACAAACAACAGCAACAACAAGAAACCAGGUACUUUCACGGACGACCUGCACAAGCUGGUAGAUGAUUGGACGAAGGAGACGCUGGCGGCCACACAGCCGCGGCCCUCUCUGAACCAGAUAAAACAGCAGAGACGCAUGCAGGACCUGGAGGGUCUAGCCGCGCCCCUGGGAGGAGCCACGCAGGAGGUGAGAUGUCCCAUCCCUCCAAAUAAGUUCCAGCUGCCUUUGUCGUGCCCGCUGACAGCUGCUUUAGGCCCAGCCAUGCCCACUGCCCUGAGCUCCAACCCCUCUGCCAUGCUCCAGCCCGGGUACAUGGUACCAGCAGGCCCCUACGGAGGGGUGGUGCCCAGCCCCCUAUACCCCCAGCAGUGGUCUGGUAUGCCCAGCCCUGUGGGGAUGAUGGGGGUAGCGGGAGGGAUUACCUACCCCACCAUGGCCAACCCAGGGGUGCAGGCCUACCCCCUGACCCUGCACAGCCCUGAGAACGUCCCCAACACCAGGACUACCUAAAGUGACAACUAGCACCUCCCUGCACCCACUAAACCCCUAUCUUACCCCAUCGCCCCUGAUGCUCAACAGACUGCCCCCAGAUGUUCCUCUCUAUCCCAGCACACUCACAUCAGGACUGCCUGACUAACAAGUUUUAACUAAUCCUGUGUUGCUAUCCUAACUCCACUCUGUCCCCCCUGGUUCUCACUCCAGGGUUACAAUUGUAACGAAAUCAAACUCUUAAAAACUUUUAAUAGAGUGAUGGGCUGAAAAAUAGAGUAAAGUAGGGCCCACACAAUUAAAUGCUCCAACAAAUGGCUUAUGGGUCAUUCCACCUCAAAGCACAAGAAAGAUGAUUUCGACACCCACCAUCUGAUUGUGCUGAAAUAUUUUCUGUAGUUAGAAACCUGAUAUUAGCAUUCCUGAAAAUGUUUUUUGAGAUAUAAUUUGAUCCCUGAGAAAUUAAGCAAAUUGCACAAAAAUGUGCCAUUUUAAAUGUAUAUGAUUCAUAUAAUCUUCAAUAAAAAUAGUAUCUAACAUCUGAUUUGGGCCAUAAUUCUUCAUGACAAUUAGUAAGACAAUAAAAUGAUCAAAAGCCACCCACGGACCCAUGUGAAUCUGGUGACAGCUUUUUCCCCUUUUCACAGAAAUUAGCCUUUUGAAGUCUCUUGCAUUAUUUGAAUUUUAUAUUGCUUUUUUUUACAUUUAACCUUUACUUAACGAGGCAAGUCAGUUAAGAACAAAAUCUUAUUUACAUUGACGGCCUACUGGGGAACAGUGGGUUAACUGCCUUGUUCAGACCGACAGAUUUUUACCUUGUCAGCUCGGGGAUCCUUUCGGUUACUGGCCCAAAGUCCUCCAUUAAAGUAAUUGUUAGUCCUUCUCUUAAUCUGUGUCCAGGAAACAGCCCCCCUGUGUGUGGUUUAUUCCGUUUAAAAAAACGCUUAAGAUUAGGUCAUUCCUGUUGAACAAGCAAACCAUUAGGCUACAGCAGUUCUAAUGGUUUCAAAAUGUCAUUCGAAUGGUCUUUAAUGGUGAAAGUCCUAAACAUAGUGUUUUGUAAUUGUAUGGUGUUGGGUUGUAAUGGUAAAUGUCACUUAUCACACUACAUAGAGAUGUUUUCUAAAGUUGAAUUUUUUUAACAUACAAGUGCAAUGGUUUAAUAUUUUAUUUUAUUGGGAUUGUCACAUUUGCAUCACCAGCCAAUUUCUCAAGUUUUGGGCUUGUAGGAAAAGUCUUCAUAUUGCACCAUAAGGACAGGCCUCUCAGGGGGCUGCCAUUUGUUGGACUAUUCAAGAAGAGUUAUAGGUUGAAGCAUUAGGUUUCUAAGAGAAGGACAAACUGAAUUGCUUUCAUGGAGGACUGGCUUGAAGCAUGACCACACAAUCUAUUUUCAUCAUGAGCUGUUUUUGUUCUACCCAAAGUUGCAAAAGAAAAUGUUGUGAUCCAUUUAAUAAACACGAGAAACCAGCUAAAUUAAUAAAGGGUAUGGCAGUAGCAGGAACAGCGGCAUCUAGUGGGAAAAUGCUGGUACUUUCACAAUCUGUGGUAAGUAAUACAAGCUACUUCAAUGGCUAAUUUCUCUGAACAGAUUCACAAGGAAUACAUUACAUGGGAUGAAGAAGCAAUAAUCCAAACCGCAGCUCCAUACUACUUGUCAGACAUAGAGAACUGAUACUGUAUACUUGUUGUUGGGGUGAGAUUGGGUCUGUGGGUGACCAUGUUAUUGGAUUCCUCAUGUCUUACUCAAUGAUAGAUAGAAGUUUGGUCCAAAUCGGAUGUUGGGCACUAUAUGUAUUGAAUAUUACGUGAAUCCUAUCCAUUUUAAAGGGCUAAUUUGAGUGCAAUCAAUUUCCUUAAUUUCUCAGAGAUCAUUUUUUAUUAACAAAAUAGUGUUGCGGGUAUGCUAAUCUUAUCAAUUUCUAACUGUAGAAAGUAUUUCAGAACAAUCUGGGAUGGUGGGUGUCAUGGCUUGCUGAAAUGACAUGGAACGACUCUUAUGUGUUGGAGCAUCUGGUCCCUACUUGACUGUACUACUCACCCCCUCCAGUGUUUCUAUAUGCAGGAUAAUCCUGCUCCACUCUUCUCAGAUUGUGGUUUGAUGCUUUAUUAAAGAGCAACACACGUGUAAAUAGCCUGUGAGCUUGUAAAUAUCCAGUGUGCAUGUCAAUAUACUUUAUACAGCACCGGGAGUUUUCCUGUGUGUAUGUAUACGUGUGUACAGUAUAAAUGUUCUGUGUGUGUCUGAGUACCUACUGCUUUUAGCUUUGGUCUUGUCUAAACUCACAGCCAUACUUUAGAAUAUCAGCGGUCACAAAUGUGAUGUUUUCACCAAAUUCGUCAUAAACGAUAAGUAGUCAUGUUUUCAGAUUGAUUUUUAUCGUUUACUAAUGUUUUGUCAACCUUAAAACACUACAUUAGAAAUCAAAAUUCAAUGGAUUAAGAUGGGGCAGGAGACCUGUAUUUUCUGGAGUUCUCUGAAGGAGUGUAGUGCCUUGAACAUUGAUUUUUCUGUCCGCAUUUUCUUUCCGCAACCAAGAGAUUUUAUUUCGCGGUGGCUUUGUGUCUUAUUUUUUUCUUCUUCUUGGUUUACAAUUGAAUGCCCUUGUAGCACUGCACUAUUAACACAGUAUAUGCUUUUAUUCAAGUAAUAAAAUCAUGUUUUUAAUCUUUGUUUACUCCCCACCCCUGUGACAUUUAGAACGCCAUAGAGGUGAGAUGUACAGUUGCCCUGUGGGAACAGACAGUACAAUUUUUAAAAGUCAAAAAUCACUCAUUGGGCAGUGGGUAGUGUCCUAGGCAUAGUUAGAAUUCUUAGAAUUAGCGUUCCCCAGUGGGUGGACCAAUUUAAUUUUCAUUCUAUAUUUAUAGAAUGAGGGGAACCCGUAGUGUCCAGCUCAGAAUGUAGCAGAGGCAGGUUUGCCGAGCAAGACUUAGUGCAAUUUCACCUAUCCACUUAGCUUUCGUAGCGGCCUUCCCACAAGCCUUACCCAGGAACCUGCAACAGGAGCUAGUUUCUUUUGUUGCCGUUUAGUUGAACCUAAGUUACAAAUCACAUUGAAAACGAUAACAGCAGUUACAACUGCUAAAUAUUUUCUGUUGGUGCAUGGUUCUCCUUUUAUUAGGCACAUUAUGGGACUGCUUUAGUGCAAUCACCAGUUAUUAUUUACUUGUCUAAAUUAUUGCCAUUGUUUUAUGUUUCUAAGCUUGAUUUUGAUGCUGCUAGUGUGUCUGAGGUGGAUCCACUGUAAGUAUGAAAGGGGAGUUGAUGUGUGUUUUAUCUGCACACAUGAUGAUACAGUGGAGUCCCUCCAGUAAUAAAACCUUUGUCAGAGGGUGAGUUGUUUUCUCAAUGAGAUUAUGUUCAUGUCAAGCAGUGUUAUUAUAUUGCCUUGUUGAAAUGAAUAAAUGAUGUAUCAUUUCCCAGGUGGUUAUUGAUGAUAGCCUUGCUUUUCUGUAUUGUUUUGAGUGUUUGAUUUCUCUGUUCAGAAUGAAGCAUGUAAACUCCAGAUGGAUACUUGAUUUGCACAACAUGCCCAGUGCUCUAACUAUAGCCCAUAAUAUCAGUUCCAACACACCUAUACAUAAUGAGGUUAACCUUCCUGCCCCUUAUCCUCCUGACCACUGAAGAGCAUGUCUGUUAUUUUCCAUACAGCCGUGAUUAUCAUUACUAUACAGCCAUUUAAAAAUGUCACAGCCACCACCACACCAGUGAAAGGUUGCAGCACCCCAGUCCUGCCAAGCUGUGAAUUGUACAGUUUUCCUGUCAUUAAUAUAUUUUGUUUAACUGUUUUGGGAUUUCACGUCAGGGGAUAUUAUUCCAUCAAUUCGGUUUGAAUUGGACUUUUUAUAGGAUAUAAUGCAGAGUUGUCUGCUUUUGUGAAAUACUUGCAGUAGUAAGAGAUUUCUGUUCUCUGUUACUCGUUGUAUCUGACAUUACUGCUACACCUCCCUGUCUGUUACACUUAGUGAGCAGAUUUGGAAAUAACUCUGUUCGAAUAUUCACUGGGAGACAACAUUCAGAUCCAUAGAAACUGAUCGUAUAGAGCAGAUGUGGUUCUCUGAGGAAUAGAGAAUAAUGCCUGUUCUGAUCAUUGCAUUUCUAUCAGUUCUGAGUAACAUUGCCUCAUUGAAUAUGCCUGUAAUUGUGGAAGGCUUGCACUAAAGCUCUGUGUCGGAUUGCUUCUGCCUGCUAUGUAUCACUAGAUUACCUUACCAACCCAGUCAGCGCACUCAUCACAGACUGUACAUGUUUAAAGAGAAAUAAACAUUAUUUUGUGCUUGA